AUGGCCGCCCGCCCAGUGAUCGAAUAUUACUUCUCCUUCAUCUCGCUAUGGUCCUAUAUCGGCAGUCGGCGUUUCCAGCGACUGGUUCAGGAAACAAAUGCCCAUGUCAUCCACAAACCAAUUGACCUCAUGUACAUCUUCUCGAUAUCCGGGGGCCUCCCUGUGAAACAACGGUCGGCGCAACGCCAGGCCUACCGGUUACUUGAGAUGGAGCGGUGGCGACGUAUUCACGGCAUUCCAAUAGUGCAGAAUCCAAAGUACUACCCGGCCGACCCAUCGCUCGCUCAUCGUGUGCUACUGGCGGCCAUCGAGGAAUCCGGCAAUGACAGUCUGGCUGUGCAGGAAUUUGCGCGGCUUGGUUUGGAGGCGGUUUGGGCGAGAGAGUUGGAUAUUGCAAACGAAGCUACGAUUGUGCAGCUGGCCAAAGAGGCUGGACUGAGUGGUGAUCGGUUGCUACAGAGGGCGAAAACUGAGCCUCUGCUGGCAGAUCAGGAGACAGCCUUGACGAAGGAAGCAGAGAUCAGGCAGUAUUUCGGCGCCCCAUUGUACUCUUUUCGAGGAGAGCCGUUCUGGGGCCAGGACCGGCUGGAUAUGUUGGAUGAUGCUAUAAAGAGCGGGAGGGAUCCCAUCGUUGUACCGAGUCUGCCAUAG
This is a messenger RNA of Aspergillus nidulans FGSC A4, 651 nucleotides long. Its product is annotated as 2-hydroxychromene-2-carboxylate isomerase. The record is from RefSeq and is a predicted model, not a curated record. The transcript has a single exon. Gene Ontology annotation, molecular function: oxidoreductase activity; 2-hydroxychromene-2-carboxylate isomerase activity; glutathione transferase activity. Bases 1 to 651 code for a protein of 216 amino acids. Lineage: Eukaryota; Fungi; Ascomycota; Eurotiomycetes; Eurotiales; Aspergillaceae. Gene Ontology annotation, biological process: cellular oxidant detoxification; naphthalene catabolic process.